AUGAGCCUUUGCCUUGCGGUUGGCAGCCCGGCGCUGAUUACUUAUUCGCUUACCAUCACGAUGCUGAAUCGGUACUGGGUGCGGCGGGUAUUUCGUGAGCUGUUGGAUAACUUGCACCCCCAGACCCGGGCCCGCUACAAGCGGCAGGUGAAUGGCGUGCAGUAUUUCCUUGCCGAAGCGCAGCAGGUUCCUAUCCAGGUUCCUGCCGAGUUAAGCGAGAUACGCCGAUUGCUUGCGCCUGGGAUGGAAGUGUGGUGGCGCGGACUCAAUGGACGGCUACGGCGCUCAAGGCGCGGAGUUACGGCUUCGCUUGUUGCUCAGGUGCUAUCGGCAGUAAUCGCUUACACUUUUACUGUAAUUGCAUCUUUCAUCGCGGCUAUCGACAGUUUGGAUCCGGUUAUGCAGAUUAGCGCAGGAACAUUGUGGGUAUGGUUGAUACCUGUUAUAUGUGGCUGGGUUAUUGUCGGGACCCAGAGCUCGCACGAUGCAGUGGAGGAUGCCUUGCGCGUAAGGCAUUUGAACCCGUCAUCCGGAGUCCAAAGCAGCCCUAACAUCCCGGAGCCGGAAAACGAUGGGAUCACGGUCCGGCACUAUGGAAAUACCAGACAAUCACUCUGGUUUGGCUUGAAUUUUGCCGGCGAUGAACUACAAAAGGGCCCUGUAUAUAACUACGCGCGAGUUUUAACAUGGUGGCAGACGGUCAAUGCAUUUAUUGAAACAACAAGAGCCAUCGAUCGCAGCCAUGCCGCAGAAACAGAGCCAACUUGGCAGCCAGAUAAUAAGCCUCAGACUCCAACUUUACAGCCGGUCAUCAACGAGGUGUCUGAAAGCGAAAUUACCGUACUUCCGAUUUCGCAGGACGAGGUCUUUAUCGAGACCUAUCCAAGACUGGCGAGCAUCCCGCCGGAAAUGUGGUGGCGAAUAAUACUUGCUUCUCUCAUGGCUCUCUCUGUACAAUGGGGAACCACUGGGGCAUCAGUCAUCAUCGCGAUUCUAACGCCAGUCAAAGGCCUUGGCUGCCGGUCCGGUAGCUACGCGCUCUAUGGCGUCCUGGGAACAUUUUCCUGGUUGGUCUUACUUGUGUCCAUGCUGUUGUCGCACGCUGCAAUGUCACGACCAGCCAGGUCAACAGCGCAUCGCUGGUAUGGCCGCCUCGCUAUCGUUUCUCGGUGCCUGGGCAAGACGAUCGCGGUUAUCAACGCCGCGUGGCUGGCUAGCAGUACCAUAUUUGAAAACAUCGGCUUCUACGACAACUGUUGGUGUCACUCGGUCGUACUGCAAUAUGGCGUUGACGCGUGGGUUAUUCUGUUUCGCACCGAAGAGGAGUUUCGACGAGAGGCGAAGAAUUCGUGGCCUGGUGGGAUCGCGAUGACGAUGAUCGUCGCGGCUCUGUCGGUUUUGGUAUUCGCGCUAGGAUCGAGAAAUGAUUCGACUUCGGGUGACGAUGAGUAUGAUUAG
Uncinocarpus reesii 1704 is the source of this 1458-nucleotide messenger RNA. RefSeq lists its product as uncharacterized. Bases 1 to 1458 code for a protein of 485 amino acids. The transcript has 2 exons. Lineage: Eukaryota; Fungi; Ascomycota; Eurotiomycetes; Onygenales; Onygenaceae. The record is from RefSeq and is a predicted model, not a curated record.